AUGGCAUCCGACGAGACGAUAGAGCAAUGCCUGCAAAUCAUCGGCGAAGCCAUCUCUGUCGAACCUGAGGAGUUUCAGGACCACGAAACUUGGAAGUUCCUGGGACUCGGCGAUCUCUUGGCAUCCGCGACCGCCUCCGAUAUCAAGAACCAAGCCGGCGUGGAUGUACCGCCAGAUGUGUUCUCUUUAUAUCCUACUGUUGGCUCACUGAAGGCUUUCCUCAGGGGUGGCUCGUCUACGUCGAAUGGCGAUGCGAGUCGGCCGAGUACUGCGAUUCAUUCUCCGCUGAGACCUGGCGCUGCUCCCGAUCUCGGUCCGGCCGAUCCAUGGGAGGGUAUUCCGAAGCCGAAAGUGCCGUUGUCUGUGGUAUUGCAGGGAAAGCCCGAGACGGCGAAGACGGUUGUGUUUCUUUUCCCAGAUGGAAGUGGUGCGGGGACAUCGUAUGGGACUCUUCCUCCGAUCGGAAAGGAUGUCUGCUUGAUUGGACUAAAUUCGCCGUUCCUUCGCCAGGCGCAGAACUUCACGUGUUCGAUCGAGCGGAUGGCGAGGCUGUGGGUUGGCGAGGUUCGAAAGUUGCAGCCUAAGGGCAAGCCUUAUGUUUUGGGCGGCUGGUCUGCAGGUGGCUUCUAUUCGUAUGAGGUUGUGAGACUGUUGACCGCGGCUGGGGAGAAAGUCGAGCGACUAAUCUUGAUCGACUCGCCAUGUCGGCUGGAGUACGAGGCUUUGCCGGCGCAGGUCGUUCAAGAACUCACCAGGAAAGGACUUAUGGGAGCGUCCGGAGAGAAGAAGGCACCAGAGUGGCUAGUGCAGCAUUUCACAUCGACGGUCGGCUCAGUGGACAAGUACUGGCCGUCUGUCUUGUCAAAAGAGCACACCCCUCCCAAUGUGAAUUUCAUCUGGGUCAAGGAAGGAUUGGUGAAGAGUGUUCCGGAAUCUGGACUUCAGGUCGAUAUGAACAUCAAAGUCACUCGCUUUCUGUUGGAGCCGAGAGGCAACCUGCAAACUGAGCACUGGGAGAAGCUGCUCCCUGGAGCGAAGUACACGUUUGACUAUAUGACUGGAAACCACUUCCAGAUAACACAGCCGCCUCAUGUCGACAGUCUUGGAAAGAUUCUGAGCAAUCUGGUGGCGUCUUGA
Molecule: messenger RNA, 1137 nt
Organism: Zasmidium cellare ATCC 36951
Lineage: Eukaryota; Fungi; Ascomycota; Dothideomycetes; Mycosphaerellales; Mycosphaerellaceae
Exons: 2
Coding region: 1-1137 (378 amino acids)
Biological process (GO): biosynthetic process
Source: RefSeq, a predicted model, not a curated record